Molecule: messenger RNA, 1118 nt
Organism: Rhagoletis zephyria (snowberry fruit fly)
Lineage: Eukaryota; Metazoa; Arthropoda; Insecta; Diptera; Tephritidae
Product: probable rRNA-processing protein EBP2 homolog
Biological process (GO): ribosomal large subunit biogenesis; rRNA processing
Cellular component (GO): preribosome, large subunit precursor; nuclear periphery; nucleolus
Source: RefSeq, a predicted model, not a curated record
ACCGACAAUUCAGCACAUCACUAUGACAAGGCAAUCGUAUCAUCUCUUCCAUAUAUGCACGUGCAGGAUUUGUUUUUAAAAAUUCGAGUAUUUUCGUUUAGCCCAAAUACAGAAAAAUGAAAAGGAAAGCGCACCUAGAAGCCGAGACAGAUUCUGAAUAUUAUUCGGAUGAAAAUUCAGACGACGAGCUUCAGGAAGCAUUUGCUCGUGGUGAUCUGAAACCCGGCUUGAACAUCGAAUUUAAUGCAGAAAAGCAGAAAGUUAAUGAUAUUCCGAAACUGUUGGCAAAAGCGGAUGAAAUUAAACUAGAUUUACCAUGGGUGGAGAAGAUGGAUAUGAUAAACGAUUUGGCUCCACUGGCACCUGAAAUGGUAAUACAAUUAGAGAAACACGAACAGAAACGUGUUAACAUGUUCAAAGGCAAUGCCAAAAUUCCAUACGUACGGCCUGACGAAGAUCCAGUGUUAAAUGAUUUUAAACGUGAAAUGCUCUUCCAUCGACAAGCGCAAGCUGCUGUUAUGGAAGGAAUAAAGCGCUUACAUGAAGCAGGAAUUCCUACACGGAGGCCCGAUGAUUAUUUUGCCGAAAUGGCCAAAUCUGACGAGCAUAUGCAAAAAGUGCGUGCCAAUCUCAUGGCCAAGCAAGAGGGCCAAGCUAAGUCUGAGCGCAUUAAGCAAAUACGCGAACAACGUAAAAUGGGUAAACUACUUGCUAAGCAAACAAAAGUACAGCGGGAAAUGGAAAAGAAAGAUAUGCUGGAUAAACUAAAGAAAUUUCGAAAGGGCAAACUUAAGAACCUUGACUUCCUUGAAGAUGCCAAGACGUUGGAGUCACAAAAGAAAAAAUCGGCAGAUAAACGAAAUCAACGUAAUAAGAGGUUUGGUUUUGGUGGUAAAAAGAAGGGGCUCAAGCGAAACACGAAAUCUUCAGCCGGCGGUUUGGAGAAGGUUAAGAAUUUCCGAAAAGGCAGCAAAGCGGCGAGUAGUGGUAACAAACGUUUAGGAAAGUCUCGCCGAAUGAAAGGCAAAUCAAAGAAGUGAGAUUUACGUUAAAUACUUUUAGUUAAGUGCUUAUAUUUUUAAUAAACUAUAGGUUUAUAGAUUAUAAACAUACAUACA